CUCCACUAUAUACAUGUAUGUGUAUACAUAUAUAUGUAUGAGUGGAUCAUAGCCAAUCAGCCCAAAAAGUCUUCAAAAUCAAAUUCUCUACGUUCUUUAUGACGCCAGACUUCACUUACACUACUAGUCACACGCAACCCGGUUCUUUACCCAUAUAUAUUAGCGAUUUGGUGAGUUGGGUAGGACAGUUGAUGAUAUGGAUUUUCAAUGGAUGGUUGAAUUCCUGAAGGGCAUGCUGAAGCCAAUCGCCGCCACUUCGGUGGUGCUUUUGGCAGUGAUUUUGUCAUAUUUUCAGAAAUUGGGUUUAGGGGCCGAAAUGGUUUAUUCAAUUCUAAGGGCUUUUCUUCAGCUAUCUGUUAUUGGCUUCGUUCUUCAGUUCAUUUUUAGUCAGCACAAUAGCGUAUGGAUCGUCGCCGCUUAUCUUUUCAUGGUCUCUGUUGCUGGUUAUACAGCUGGUCAACGUGCCAAACAUGUCCCUCGUGGGAAGUAUGUUGCCGGAGCCUCAAUUCUGGCAGGAACUGCAGUGACAAUGUUGGUGCUAGUUGUGCUGCAUGUUUUCCCUUUCACUCCGCGCUACAUAAUACCCGUGGCAGGGAUGAUGGUUGGCAAUGCAAUGACAGUCACUGGAGUUACAAUGAAGAGACUCCGAGAUGAUAUCAAGACGCAACUAAACCUGGUGGAGACAGCAUUGGCUCUUGGGGCUACUCCUCGCCAAGCAACACUUGAACAGGUGAAAAGGGCUCUGGUUAUCUCUCUCUCUCCGGUCUUGGACAAUGCCAAAACCGUGGGUCUCAUAUCCCUUCCCGGUGCCAUGACUGGCCUUAUAAUGGGAGGAGCUUCUCCUCUGGAGGCCAUUCAACUGCAGAUUGUGGUCAUGAACAUGCUGAUUGGAGCAUCAACUAUUAGCAGCAUCAUGUCGACAUACCUCUGCUGGCCUGCCUUCUUCACCAAAGCUUACCAGCUAGAAACUAAGGUCUUCUCUUCAGAAUGAGGUUGGCAUAGUUUUAAACCCUAUUCCCAUUCCACUCAAUUGUGAUGCAACUUGAAUGGGGAGAGCAAUACAAGUCUUUAGGGACUAGUGCUUAUUGUCUUGUAUGAGUCAAGUCUAGGUGUGAAUCAUAGACGACAGUCACCAUUCAAAUAUGUACGCGGCUGAUAUGCAGUCACCUAGCUGAAGCACUUAUCGGCAACAUAAGAAAUUGUAUGAUAUGCUUUUAGUUA
This is a messenger RNA of Cornus florida, 1221 nucleotides long. RefSeq names its product protein ALUMINUM SENSITIVE 3-like. Lineage: Eukaryota; Viridiplantae; Streptophyta; Magnoliopsida; Cornales; Cornaceae. Gene Ontology annotation, biological process: response to aluminum ion. The transcript has 3 exons. The record is from RefSeq and is a predicted model, not a curated record. The coding region runs from base 197 to 991 and encodes 264 amino acids.